Messenger RNA from Phytomonas sp. Hart1, 3147 nucleotides. NCBI's taxonomy places the organism in Eukaryota, Euglenozoa, Kinetoplastea, Trypanosomatida, Trypanosomatidae. The record is from the annotation of a GenBank genome assembly.
AUGCGAAUUGCCAUGAGGGAGACCGAGCAUUUUGAAAAGAUGCGCCAUCUUUACGAAGAAGGACGCCGCGAUCUAGCGCUCACCGAACUUUUCGAAGUGGAGCUAGAGCUAGGUAAGCAAAAAGAUGAACUGGACCACUUCAACAAAACCCUACAACUGCUUCAGAAGGGUGUAACAACCGAAAGGGAGAUACGGGACAUGAAACGCAAAUAUGCUGAAAGACACAAAAGUUAUCUUGAAGAGCUCAGAACCAAUCGCAGACUGGCUGAUGAUCUCCGCACUAAAACAACUUUAACAGACCGUAUGAAGGUCGCACUGACCCAUCUCGGUAGAAAAUAUGAGCUACAAAAGUCUGAGCUGACGUCGUUGCUAAGGGUUGAUGCUGUUCACACAAAUGAAAUAAAGCGCCUACAGAGUGAACUCCAGAGACAGCAAACAGUUUUACACAAUUUUGAGGAAACAUGCACCAAGGAAGAUGGAGAGAACACCUUGGUGCAGGAUUCCAUCAAGAGCAAGUGCAUAGUUGAAUAUCGCCGCCUUCGUAAAGAGGCAGAUUGUGAAACAGUGACGCUGCGUCAACAUGUGAAAACCAUCAGACGGCAUCAUGAUUCUAUUCAAGAGGCCCUAAGGCAAUGUCAAAUGACAAGGGAAACCAUGGAGCUUCAGCGAAAAGACCUUGAACUGAAUCAUGAGCGCGCAAUGGUAACUCGUGCGCAGCUCCGGCAGCGAGGAAAGGAUCUGGAUCAGUCAAUCAUAAUUCUCGAAAAACGGAUGGACGAAACCCGCAAAGCCCUAAAGCUAACACAAAAAAAAAACAUUGAACGUGAGAUCGAACUGGCUAAGAUACAGGAACAAUUGCACGAGUUCCACUAUGUGAGGGACACAAGCAAGCAUCAGAAUCGGAUGAAUGAAGCGUUGCAGGCCUUACGCUCACUCUUUCCAAUCCGAGGCCGCUUAGUGGAACUUUGCGACAUCCCAAACACACGGUAUCGCAAUGCUGUCACAGUGGCUAUGGGCAAAAAUCUAGAGGCAGUCAUCGUUAACACUUCAGACAUUGCCAUCUCGUGUGUGGGAUAUUUGAAGGAACAACGCAUGCCACCGAUGAUCUUUCUUCCGCUAGACAGUGUUCAGGGCGAUUUAGUCGACGACCGCUUUUGCACGUUUGGUGGGACUUGCAAGCCUAUCAUAAACAUUGUACACUGUGAAGCCGGGGUAGAACCUGCGCUGCGGUUCGUCCUUGGACGAACUCUUGUAUGUGACUCUCUGGAAGAGGCAAAGAGAGUCGCAUACGGCAGUUCAGACGGCGAGCGAUUCAAAGUAGUUACGCUUGAAGGAACAAUGCUUCUCAAGAAUGGGGUGGUACAAGGCGGUCUGGCCGCCAUUCAAACGCGUGCUAAUAAAUGGGAUGAAAAGAAAUACACUGACCUCCGUGUGGCGUACGAACGUCUCCUCGAUGGGGCAACAAGUGGAAGCGAGGCGGAGCUGGCACGGACGUAUAUUACAAUUCGAGACAUGGAAUUGCGCCUGCAGUUUACGCAGAAACGCAUUCAAGUAGUGAACGCUGAAAAGGAUAUUAUUGAAGCCAAGUUGCAGAAUCUACUGGAAGAAAUUAAAAAACUAUCUGAUACAGAACAAUCACUUGAAGCGCGUGAAACACAUCUUAAACAGGAGUUGGAAAAUGUUGGCAAAGAAAUGUUGAAAACAUCACAGGUCAUUGCUAAAGUGGAGGGUCGCGUCUUUUCAGAGUUUCAAAAAAAAAACAGUAUUCCUAACAUUCGGCAGUUUGAAGACGGGCAUGCAGAACUUGAAAAGCAACGGGCAGAUCACCGACGGCAGCUCCAGCUCCUCAUUCAUAAGCUGAAGCAAGCAAUCGAGGUGGAGGAGAGUCGACUCAAUAAUCAUUUGCUCGCCGACACAAAGCAAGCUUGUGAACGGCUGGUGAAGGAAAUGGCAGAGCGUGAUAAAAAUUUUAUUACUCACCAAAAUAGCCUUGACGCCUCUGAGAAGGCGUAUAAGCGCAUUAAACUGGCAGCACACAAAUCUAGCGAGGAUCUAGAGACGCUGGCCAAUGAAAUUCGAAAGGUCAUGGCAAACUCAGAGACUAUGUUGAAUCGUUUGGCUCAUGCCCGCAAGGGCGUCACUGCACUGCAGGCAGCAUGCAACACGCUGCGUUUGCGUCGGGUUAAUAUGGUGCAACGUUGCCAGAUGGAUGGAAUAGAGCUUUUGUUAAAGACAGAAGCUAGUAUCGACUCCAAACGGGAGCACCCAAAGAUCGCUACUUGUGGUAGCAACGAAGGGCGAAUGCAACAUCUCAUGCAAUCGGAGUUGUUCACACUACUAACCAGCUUACCGGGUAACUGCAACUCCAACGGUAGUGAUGAUCCAGAAACAAAGGUAUAUAUCGACUUUAGCGGUCUAUCAUCCGCUCUACGGGAGAUUGCAGCUGAUAGAUCUAGCUUUUCUUCUUACAAAGAACGCAUAGAAGCUUCAAUUGAAAAUGCAUCUAUAGAAAUGGAGGCUCUUGCGCCGAACAUGAGAGCCGCAUCACUUCAUGUGACGUCUGCGGAUCGUCUCGGGGCCUCCUCCACAGUGUUGGAAGCAGCACGUGAGCAAGUACGAAAGGCGUACGCGGACUUUUUACGGGUAAAGGAGAUGCGCACCGCAAGAUUCAUGGAAGCAUUUGGGAAAAUUACAGCCAGCGUUGAUCAGAUAUAUCGAGAACUCACGCUCAGCACCAAGACCCAUGGUGUGUGUGGGUCCGCGUAUCUAAGCCUUGAAAAUAUAGAGGAGCCGUAUUUGGGAAGCACUGUAUAUCAUGCCACGCCGCCACUGAAGCACUUCAUGCCGAUGGAGCUUCUCUCUGGUGGAGAACGCACAAUGGCUGCUUUGGCAUUGCUCUUUGCAAUUAAUGAUGUUUCAGCAACACCAUUUUUUAUUUUGGACGAAGUUGAUGCUGCACUUGAUGCUGUAAAUGUCGGGAAUCUAGCGAACUUUCUGCGUAAUAAAAGUUCUACCUGUCAAUAUGUGGUAGUAUCAUUAAAAGAUCAACUCUAUCACAUGUCCGAUUUCCUUAUCGGCGUUUUGAAGGACAAAGAAAAGAGCACCUCGAGGGUAUUAACAAUGGACUUGGGAGGUUUUCCUUAUUAA